Molecule: messenger RNA, 835 nt
Organism: Frankliniella occidentalis (western flower thrips)
Lineage: Eukaryota; Metazoa; Arthropoda; Insecta; Thysanoptera; Thripidae
Exons: 4
Coding region: 150-746 (198 amino acids)
Source: RefSeq, a predicted model, not a curated record
ACAAUCGAUCGCAGUGCUUUUUACAGUGAAGCACUAAUGAGGACUUUGUGGUGUCACGAUGUGUCUGCUCUGCUGGCUCUGCUCCUGUCAUUUUCGGACGCGUCCCAUUUUAAUGACACCGCCAGUUCAUCACCAGCUGCGGUCCAGCGAUGGCCCCCGUCAGACACCUCCUGCUGUGCUUGUUUCUGUGCGACGGGCUCCCACGGCACUACGGAGCAAAGUCGCGGAAGGGCCAGACGUUUGUACUUGAAAUCCGAGACGUGAAAAUAUGUCCAGAGAAAAGCGCAUUGGCUUGGAUGAAUAUUACCCCGACCCUCUCUGGCAAAAGUCAACAGACUUUCUUCGAUGGCGUCGCACUAUUCGAUAGAACCGCGACUACCUGGUCAGAGAUGAGCGUCAAGUUCACAAAGUGUCACGGUGGAGUUUCCUCUAACAAUUGCGAGUAUGCGUCGGAUUGGGCUAGGAAAAACAACGUCUGCGCAGAGUUUUCCUCUCCCCUUACACCAUGGUAUUCCCUCCUUCGCAUGAUCAGUCCGCCGUGGAAAUGCCCCACCAAAGCGGGAAUAUACGAAUUCCGUAACACCACUUUCGACGCGUCGGCGUUCACUGCAUUGGCGGGACCCUACGUGCAUCCUGAUGUCACGUGGUUAGUGCGCGCACUAGUGAAGGACCAGGACCGGAAGCUGUUCAUGUGCACGGACAUUACAGCGCGAAUCCUCCCUUCAGCCAGAAAGAGUCGCAGCUGAGGACAACGUCGACGUUUUUAAAUUUAUUGCAGCAGAAUUGUCGCUCUUUGUUGUUUUUUGUUGUUUAUUAUCUGAGUUGUUGGACAUGU